AUGACACACUCUUUGAAAUACAAAGCAAAGCCCUUUACCGACAUCUUCACACACGACAGCGACAUCAACCGAACAAAAUGCGUUCGCACAGUUCCAAUGAAGGUCCUCAUUUUGGGACUCGGCCGAACAGGCACAGCAUCCCUCCGUGCUGCUAUGAAGCACCUCGGCUACGUCGACACAUACCACAUGAUGAACUGCUCCAUUGAAAACCCGCCAGACGCACUCCUCUGGAUGGACGCCCUCUGCGCCAAGUACGAUGGGCAGGGCAAAAAGUUCACCCGUGAAGACUGGGACAAACUCCUCGGCAAUUGUCAAGCCGUGUGUGACUGGCCAGCCAUAGCCUUCGCCAAGGAACUUAUCGAAGCAUAUCCCGAAGCUAAAGUCAUUCUCACGAACCGGGAUGUUGACUCGUGGCACGCAUCAACCCUCAAGACGGUGUACUGGCGUGUCACUGAUCCAGAGCUGAAGUGGCUGUCGUACUUUGACUGGGCAGCCAGCAUGUACUACCCCAUGCUGAGGAAGUUUUUUGAUACCUUUUUCGAGGGAGACUUUCCGAACCGAGGAAAGGAGGUGUUUCUGCGUCAUUACGAAGAGGUGCGUAGCUUGGUGCCAAAGGAUCGACUGCUCGAGUACAGAAUCACGGAUGGCUGGGACUCUUUGUGUGAGUUUUUGGGUGAGCCUGUGCCCAAGUAUGUGUCUUUCCCGAAUGUCAAUGACAAUUCGGACUUUGUGGCGCGGUCAAGACGACGGAACCGGAAUCAGGUGAAGAAUGUGGUGAUGCGGUUGUUGGUGUGGGGGAUGGUGAUUCUGUUGGCGUUUGGGCUGGUUUGUCGGGUUUUGAAUGUUCAUCAUGUUGCUUAUACGCUUGCUGUGCCGUUGGGGUAUAAAGUUGCCUUGGAUAUUCGGUCUCUUUAG
Pochonia chlamydosporia 170 is the source of this 915-nucleotide messenger RNA. Its product is annotated as NAD dependent epimerase/dehydratase. The record is from RefSeq and is a predicted model, not a curated record. The coding region runs from base 1 to 915 and encodes 304 amino acids. The transcript is spliced from 2 exons. Lineage: Eukaryota; Fungi; Ascomycota; Sordariomycetes; Hypocreales; Clavicipitaceae.